Monomorium pharaonis (pharaoh ant) is the source of this 4374-nucleotide messenger RNA. RefSeq lists its product as uncharacterized. The transcript has 11 exons. Bases 704 to 2095 code for a protein of 463 amino acids. Gene Ontology annotation, biological process: negative regulation of DNA-templated transcription. The record is from RefSeq and is a predicted model, not a curated record. NCBI's taxonomy places the organism in Eukaryota, Metazoa, Arthropoda, Insecta, Hymenoptera, Formicidae. Gene Ontology annotation, molecular function: DNA binding.
AGAAAAAAAUUGAGGGUUAUAUGUACAUACACUAAUGAGUCCUGUAGCGCAAUCGCUCAGUGAGCGCGCGGUUAAGUAGCAAUGGAAGGUGAUUUGUUGGAUCCAAAGGUAGGACCCAAUGAGCGAUCGCCUUUCCGCUCAUCUCUGUACGUUCAUCGCGCUGGUGUGUAGCCAGCUAGAUCUUCAAUUAUUAUAGCUUAAUCUCCUCUGGUUGCUGUGUGAUUAACUCUUCUUCAGUGUACAUAUAACCUUCAAGUAUUUUGUGAUAAAAUUUUACAUUAUUAAAAGUAAAUGAUAGUGAUAUCGUAAUCUUUACAACUGGCAAAGUACUGGCGAAACGCUAGGAAAGGCUGCAGGGCUGCAGUUUCCCUUAUGAAAGUUUGUGGCGCCAUUAAAAACUUAAUAUUUAAGUGCAUUGUAUUUCCGGACAUCCGUCAAAUUAUGUAAGAAUUCUUUAUUUAGGAAUUUUGUUAGGUAAAAUGCUCGCAGAGAUAUAUUCGUCUGCUGUAAAUUAAUAUAAACCUUCUUUGUUGUUUGUAUCUAGUUACGACGUUAAGCGUGGUGCAUGCAAGCGCACGCACAUGCAACUUCUUAAGUUCCACCUUCCACCUUCAUUUAUUUUGUUAAGUAAGCCAAAGUUGCAUUUGUUAUUCUGCAAUAAUUUAUCACGUACAAAUCGCAUGAAUAUAUCUUUAAUCGCAUAAUGUUUGCAUACGUAAAAUUUAAUACGGAAUGUAAAAGACAUGAAGACAAAAAUAUUGUUGAUGUUACAAAAAUUAAACAUUUUAAUUUAAAUAAAUGGAAAAAUAAGUACCAUAAAAUAAAGUGCGGUACGAGUUUCUGCAUGGGCCUCAUUAUAUUUGUAGAAGAUACUACUGAUGAAUUAAAGAAACUAAUUGCUACGAAAAGAGUCACAUUACCACCAAGAAAUAUAAGAGAAUCAGCAACAGAAACUGAUGCAGAAGAUAAUUUUACUGCAAAAAAGAAAGAAAAAUCGGAAGAAAUAAGGGAAGUGUUAAAACAAAAAAUUAAUGAUCUUGAAAAAAUAACAAUCAACGAAAUUAAUCAAGAAAAUCGAUCAAUAGGAAAUAAAAACAGAAAAUCAAACCAACAAUGCAUUUCAAAGGAUAAAUCUGAAAAAAAUGAAACAAAACGUACGACCGAAUGUAACAUUUUAUUACAUUAUAAUCUUGAAAAGGAAAACAAAACCUUGAAAUUACAAAUACUAGAAAAGAAUAGUAAAAUUGAUGAACAGUCAACACAGAUAAGAGAAUUAUCUACAUUGAAUAUUGAACUUCAAAAAAAUAUUAUUUCAUAUUUUGAUGAAUUUGAAGUAACUGCAGACAAAUUUGAGGAAGUAAAAAGCCGUGAAGGCACAGCGACACCUCCUGUAGGAUUUAUUCGAAAAACCGAUAAUACUAUACACUUGGGCAGGAACGUAUGGCUGUCCAAAUUAACAUACGAUGCUGCAUUUUUCAAUGCAAGGACAAAUCAAAUGAUAGUAAAAAAUCUGGCGGUUGCAGUCUUCGGGUUGAAAGUUCUACAAGAGUCUAGUGUGACUGAAAUGAAAUGCAAUAAAUACAAAGAUCGAAAGCCAAAGCCAAAAUUAAAUGAAACAAAGAUUCUCGCUAUUCAAGAUAUUUUUCAAUAUUGGCUAAGUAAAAUUAAAAAAUGUUCUGAAGUUGAAGUCCAAGUAGAAUGCAGCAAAGUACCUUUAUAUAUUGCACGUAAAAUAAGCGAUUUGAACAGACCAGCAAAAAGUAGUAAAAUAGAAGAGAUAAUCGACAUUGAAUUGAAGUCAUCCAAUAAUAUAAAAAAUGUUAGCAAGAAAAGAAAGUUUGAACAACUUGAUGAAACGACUGAUAAUGAAUCAGUAUCUGAUUCAUCUGACUCCCAGAAAGAUUAUAAUCAAGACUGCAAUCAGAGUAACAUAGCAAGUGACAAAAAAGAGACAACCAAUAAUGUAUUAUCAGUAUCUGACUCACAAAAAGAUUGGGACGAUGAAGGAAAAACGGCAAGUGAUAAAGAAGACAUUCCCAACAACAAAAACUUUUCUGACGAUAUGAAGGAUUCGAUUGUUUUGGAGAGGAAAUAAUUUUUUUUAUGACAACAAUAAAUACAUGUUUUUUUAUAAUUAUUUAUUACAUUAAUACCCUUAAGUUUUUAUAAAAUAUUAAUAAAAAGUUUAAAAACAGAUAAAGGAAUAACUUAGAAAUUAUGAUAUAUUAUCACGUUGUAGAUCCUUGAAAUCCCAAAAAUUAGUAAGGUAUAUUUUUGCAGUAAGAAAGGAAUAAUAUACAUACGUACGCGUUUAGCAAAAAAUAGUAUUAAAAAUUACAAAUUGCAAAGGAUCUAUAUAUGCAAAAACGGAAAGAAUUAAAGUAUAUAAUCGAUUUUUAACAAAGUGAUCUGAAUGUAUGUAUGUAGACGUAUAACGAUACGUUUUUUUAGUUAAACUAAUUUAGAGUUUAUUUUUCUCCUUCUAGUACGAAGGAAAAAAGAUAAACUAGUGCAAUCAAUUAAAAAAUCUUUUUUUGUUCUAUCUCCGCACGUACACGUUUUUGUAUUCGUUCACUUUACAGCAUUUAUAACUGGAUGUUUUGAAUUUUUGUAUAGUGCAUACAGAAACGGAUAGUUACAUCACCGUAUAGAAUUCCGUUGGAUACUGUUCGCGCCUCGGCGACGAGUUCGCUAGUGCCCCUGAGAUGGUAAGCAGAGAGAACGUUCGUAGAACAGGUGUUAAAUAAGAAAACGCACUGCAAUUACGUGUCACAUGGACUCAUCAUGAUGUCCGAGUCGUACGUCAAAAACAGAUAGUUACAUCAGCGCACAGAUUCGGAUAGUUCCGUUACAGAUCAGUUAGAUGCAGUUAGCUUUCUAUCCGUUUUUGCGUAUAUAAUCCCAUACAAUCUGCAACAUUUUUCAUCCGUUUCUAUCUGUAAAUACAGAAAAAAACCGCAUAAAAAACAGUCAAAAAGCUAUAUCAGCGCACAGAUUCGGAUAGUUCCGUUACAGAUCAGUUAGAUGCAGUUAGCUUUCUAUCCGUUUUUGCGUAUAUAAUCCCAUACAAUCUGCAACAUUUUUUAUCCGUUUCUAUCUGUAAAUGCAGGGAAAAAAACGCAUAGUAAAACAGUUACAAACGGAUAGGAUACAUUUUUUAUCCGUUUCUAAUGGAAUUUUUACCAGGGAUGACUUGAAGAUAUCUUGAAUAAGAUGUCUUUUCGAUUUCUACAAGAUAUCAAUGUUUAUUGGGGUACCUGGUCUGUAUAAAUUAAUUUUCAUGAAAAUGUCCAACAGGUACACGAAUAAUGAUCUGCAGAAUUAUAAAAACAUACUAUUGGCGACAAAUGCAUCCCAGUCCGAAAUGUAUAGUUGCCUCGACGUCGAAUCAAUGUCGAAAAUUUGAUAUCGAAUUAAAGUUGAGAUUUUGAUCGAAUCGACAUCAAAGUGAUACACAAUAUCAACCAAUCUUCAACUAUUGUUUCAACUUUGUUUCAACGUCGAAUCAAUCUUCUCUCAUUAAAAAAGAAAAUAUAUGUAUACAUAAUAAAAAUAUACUAAUUAUUUAAUUAUUUUCAAUUAACUCUACUCAGUGAAAAAUGGUGGAUUAAAAUGUCGAUUCAACAUCUUUUCGAACAUUAUUUUUCAUUGGUGAUCGAGUAUUGUAUCGAUAAAUAAUAUAAAAAAUAUGCAUUUAGUGAGAAAUAAUGAUCAAAAAUAUUGUUGCACUCUCUUGUUGCACUCUCUUGUUGCACUCUCUUUUACUGCUCUAGCACACACUCGCGCUCGCGCUCGGAAAAGAGAAGACACUGUACAAGAACGAGCUUGAAACACGACCGAACGCAGAGACGUGCCAAGAACAACAACGACACAACUUUUAACAACAUUCACAUGGCAACCAACUUCGUCUGUCACAGCUGACCGAGGCGAUCGAUAUAUUGAUUUCCACGAUAGCUGACUACAGCUGCCGUUCACAAUGAGCGCGAGAACACCGCGCUCAUAACAAUAUAUUUAUAUUUAUUUAUUAUAUAAAUAUAUUUCCAUACAUUUAUUAUAUUAUAUUUUUUUUAUAAAACAUUAAUUGCGUCAACAAAUGGAUUAUUUUGGCAGAUUAGAGCAUUAAAUUUUAAAUUUAAGUUAAAUAUAUUUUUUUAUAUAAGUAACAAUUGUAAAUUUUUGACAUUAUGUAUUAUAUAAUUUAAUUAGUAUUAAUAUUAAUAAUUUUAGUUAGUAGUAUUAAUUGAAAUUGCAUUUUUCAACAUAAUUGUAACGUAUAGUUUUAGAAUAUAUUUAUAGUUAUGUAAAAGACCAAAUAAAGUAGGAUUGAUUGGAAUUUUACAAUAAUUUAGAGAUAUUAAAUUAUUUAGAAAGAAA